Molecule: messenger RNA, 1374 nt
Organism: Sphenostylis stenocarpa
Lineage: Eukaryota; Viridiplantae; Streptophyta; Magnoliopsida; Fabales; Fabaceae
Source: the annotation of a GenBank genome assembly
AUGGGCUCGCUCGAAACCCCAUCCGCUGCGGAAAACGGUUCCGCUCCUUCCGCCGGCAACGGCAAGUCCAUGUCCGUCGACGGCACGGAGGCGACGCCGGAGCCCGACACGACCAAAAGGCGGAGAUCGUCGGUACUCCCCUUGGAGGUCGGGACGCGCGUCAUGUGCCGAUGGAGGGAUGGCAAGUACCAUCCCGUCAAGGUCAUCGAGCGCCGCAAGGUUCCCAACGCCAUCCCCAGCGAUUACGAGUAUUACGUCCAUUACACCGAGUUCAAUAGAAGACUUGAUGAGUGGGUUAAGCUUGAACAGCUUGAUCUUGAUUCAGUGGAGGCUGUUGUUGAUGAGAAAGUGGAGGAGAAGGGUGCGACUGGCUUGAAGAUGACACGUCACCAAAAAAGGAAGAUUGAUGAGACACAUGUAGAGGGACAUGAGGAGCUUGAUGCUGCCAGUUUGCGGGAACAUGAGGAAUUUACAAAAGUGAAAAAUAUAGCUACCAUUGAGCUUGGAAGAUAUGAGAUUGAGACAUGGUACUUCUCCCCAUUCCCACCAGAAUACAAUGACUGUUUGAAGCUGUACUUUUGUGAGUUUUGCCUCAAUUUCAUGAAGCGCAAAGAACAGCUUCAGAGGCAUAUGAGGAAAUGUGAUCUUAAGCAUCCUCCUGGUGAUGAGAUAUAUAGAAGUGGAACACUGUCAAUGUUUGAGGUUGAUGGAAAAAAGAACAAGGUUUAUGGGCAGAAUCUUUGUUAUUUAGCAAAGUUAUUCCUUGAUCACAAGACCCUCUAUUAUGAUGUAGACCUGUUUCUGUUCUAUGUUUUGUGUGAAUGUGAUGAUCGAGGUUGUCACAUGGUUGGCUAUUUCUCCAAGGAAAAACACUCUGAGGAAUCUUACAAUUUGGCAUGUAUCUUAACCCUUCCACCUUACCAAAGGAAAGGCUAUGGCAAAUUUCUAAUUGCUUUCUCAUAUGAACUGUCCAAGAAGGAGGGCAAAGUUGGCACACCUGAAAGACCCCUUUCAGACCUUGGACUGCUAAGCUACAGAGGAUAUUGGACCAGGGUUCUCUUAGAUAUUCUGAAGAAGCACAAGGGGAACAUUUCAAUAAAGGAACUGAGUGAUAUGACUGCCAUUAAAGCUGAAGAUAUAUUAACCACCCUGCAGAGUCUAGAAUUGAUUCAAUACAGGAAAGGUCAACAUGUGAUCUGCGCAGAUCCCAAAGUGUUGGAUCGCCAUCUUAAAGCUGCUGGGAGGGGGGGCCUGGAGGUUGAUGUUAGCAAAUUGAUCUGGACGCCUUAUAAAGAACAAACUGUAGCUGUUAGAUCCCGCAUGCCUUUUGGGCCUUUGGGCAAUGAUUGCAUUCGGGCCGAAUGGAAUCCAUGA